This is a messenger RNA of Diachasma alloeum, 4181 nucleotides long. Its product is annotated as elongation of very long chain fatty acids protein AAEL008004. NCBI's taxonomy places the organism in Eukaryota, Metazoa, Arthropoda, Insecta, Hymenoptera, Braconidae. Gene Ontology annotation, cellular component: endoplasmic reticulum membrane. Bases 414 to 1379 code for a protein of 321 amino acids. The transcript is spliced from 6 exons. Gene Ontology annotation, molecular function: fatty acid elongase activity. Gene Ontology annotation, biological process: sphingolipid biosynthetic process; fatty acid elongation, polyunsaturated fatty acid; fatty acid elongation, saturated fatty acid. The record is from RefSeq and is a predicted model, not a curated record.
GGAUUAGAGAGCCAAAGUGGGGCUGUGCCCGCCAGUGCCCACGAUACACUCCACUUAGUCCUCGAUCACCCCAAAGUGAUCUGAAAAGCCAGCAAAAUUGUGAAUUUUUUUUAACACCAAUAUCAUUAAAUCACCAAUAAAAAUCAACGGAAAAUUCAUUAAUAAUAACUUGGACAGAACCCAUAAAUUGGCUUAUGUGUACGGAUAGGUGACAGUGUGACAGGAAAUUUAUUUAUCAUUUAAGAUUAAUUUUUUACCGUGAAAAAAUAAAACGUGUUGAGUGUCAAGAUUUAAUAAGCAAAAAUCCGCAGUUAUUAUUGCAAUAAUAAAUAAAUAAAUAGCCACCGGGGAAAAGAGACGGAAGCAGGUGGGUGUAGUCGACCCUAGCGCGUGGGUGAAUCAUCGAGGCAAAAAUGACGACCAUAGUAGCUAAUUUGAUACACGGGUACAGGGACCUCAUGGACAACAGAUCCGAUCCCAGAGUGGCCCACUGGGCAAUGAUGAGCAGUCCCUUACCAACGAUGGCAAUAUGCAUAUCAUAUGCCUAUUUCAGCAGAGUCAUUGGCCCAAGAAUGAUGGAGAAUCGUAAGCCAUUCAACUUGCGUAGGAUACUCAUUGUCUAUAACUUCAUUCAGACAAUAUUUUCCUCGUGGAUUUUCUAUGAGUUUUUGAUGAGCGGUUGGGCGAAAGGUUACAGCUUUCGGUGUCAACCAGUCGACUAUUCAAAUAAUCCUUUAGCCCUUAGAAUGGCCGGCACGUGUUGGUGGUACUAUUUCAGUAAAUUCACUGAAUUCUUUGAUACAUUAUUCUUCAUCCUGAGGAAAAAAAAUCAACAAGUCUCUACCCUACAUGUUAUACACCACGGGGUGAUGCCAUUCUCAGUCUGGAUGGGACUCAAAUUCGCUCCAGGCGGUCAUAGUACAUUUUUCUCACUAUUAAAUACAUUUGUACACAUCAUUAUGUAUUUUUACUAUAUGGUCGCUGCCAUGGGCCCCGAGUAUCAAAAGUACAUCUGGUGGAAGAAGUAUCUUACCUCCUUCCAAAUGGUGCAAUUUGUCCUGAUAAUGGGCCACCAGUUUCAGCUCCUCUUCACCGAGUGCAACUACCCUCGCAGCUUCAUGAUCUGGAUUGGUCUCCACGGUGUUCUAUUCCUCGGUCUAUUCUCUGAUUUUUACAAAGAGAAAUAUAUCGGCCAGGAUGCUAAGCGUCGUCAAAACCCCGGCGCUUGUAUGCCAGUUCUCGAAGAGAGUGAAACAAAUUUGAAGCAAAAUGGUGUUUCAACAUAUACAACCAUCUACAAUAAGGAGUACAACAGUUGUUACAGCAAUGGAACAAACAAUGGCUACGUUGCCAACAACAAUGAGAAGAAAUUGGCUUAAUAUCACUGACAAUUUCCUCAUUAUUCUCAUUAAUUAAUGAUUUUUUUUUUCAUUUUCUUUUUAUUCUUUCGCCGAAGGAAUAAUCGAAAUGGAAUAAAGGGCAAAUGGAGGGGAAUUUAAGACUAAGGGAAAUAUAACGAACGAUCAGCCGUGAAUUUCUUCCUUGCCUCCAUUUACAAAUCAUAAUUGAUGUUUUUUUAUGCGCUUUAAUCACGCUACGACAUUAAUGCGUGUCUGAUUGCUCCCUGGCAACAUCAAGAGGACUUACUCUCUUUCUCAUUUUGUUGUUCCAAAGGACAAAUUUUCAUGGAUGAAUGCUGAAUGAAUGAUCUAAAUGUGUUUAUAUUUUUUUUUCCAUUUUUUUUUUUCAUUAAUUGAUGUGUGAGUCUGUGAAAGAGAGGGAUUUAACGUUUACAUCGAUACUGAGAAUGUAGUAUUUAUAUCAUUUAGAUAAAUGUAAAAUAUUAUUUGGCAGAUUUAUUCAUUGAUAUGACAAAAUAUGAGAUGCGGUGAAAAAAUUAAUGAAAUUAUAAUGCAGUCUUCGACGUUUGUUGUCGCUUUGAAAUGGUUGAAACUGAUGAAAUUAAUAAUUUAUGAGAAAUAAUGUGAAUUGAGGAUUGGCAUUGGACAAGUCCAUUCACUGAUUAUUUUCUCAUUCUGUGAAUUUGUAAUGAUUGGAGAAUUAAUUAGUGAAGGUGGUAAAACUUUGUCAGUGGAAUGUUCUGGGGGAGUUUAGGGGGAAAUGUUGAUAAAUUUAUCUCGAUAUUUCCUCCUAAAGUCUAUCAUUGAUGAGAUAAUUCGUCAUUACAACUUGUACAUACGAUAUUUGGGCUUGAAUUGUUUUAUCACUUUCUCUUGUCAAAUAGAAUAAUUAUCAAGCACCGAGCUUGAUUGGUUGAUGGUCUUCGAGGAUAGAUUUGAAUCGGCGAAUCGAGGUUGCGAUGAAUUUUUUUAAUGUAAAAAUAGAAAAAAUUAGUGAAUUGAAAUAUUGAAAUAACGCACAAGUAAAAAUUGACGGUAAGGAUUCAAUGGGGUUUCAGUCUUUAUUCGUCGUAGGAAUUUUAUUAUUGUAAAAUUGUUCCGACUGUGUUCAAUGCUUCAGUGGUUGUUAAACGCUUUAGCAAUGAUUACAUGUAAACAUAAUCGAGUAAAAGUAAAAAUUGAGAAUGCAAAAUUGAUUGAGGAUAAAAAAUUAUGAAGAAGAAUGAAUUGAAUGAUGUUUUCUCACGAUUGAUUUGUCAUUAUAGUUAUUGGAGGAUUAACAGCUGAUGAGUUACAUUAAUAUAACCGUGCCUCGAUUCGUGAACAGGUCAUUCACCUGACAUUUCACGAAAUUUAAUAAUAUUCAAUUUUUAAAUAUCCCCAUGGCUUCGCUUUAUUGUGGUUAUUUCUGUGAACAUUUCAAUCCAUUUCAAUCAGCAGAUCAAUUAUUCUCCAUUCUUUGCUUUUCUGGGGGAUUUGUUGAAAGUAUCUUGCGAGCAAUGAUGCGUUUUUUAUCAAUCAUUUUACUGAUAAUUUCUUGAAUAAUAAAUAUUUCGAGGAAUUAGGGGCUUGAAAAAUUUGAAAUCACUCUUUCGUACUUCUUUUCUCAUUAUAAAUUUUCAAUUUCAUUUUUUUUUACGAUGAACGCGAUAUCGAGACGAAAUUUAGGGCAUCUUAAUUAAGGUCAUUAACAAUUUUUCUACCAAAUGGUGUGCGUGGGUGUGCAGAGAUAUGCAGCAAAUGAAUGAGGAAAAUGUUUGCGUUAUUUCAAUGUGAAAUUUCUGUUCUCCUGAAAAUGAGUCGUUAAUUUUGAUGAGAUAUUAAGUGAAAUAAAGAAAUAAAAAUGUCAUUUUUUAAAAUAUCAGAUUAGAAUUAUUUUCACAAUCCAAGAAAUUGCAGUUUUCCAAUCACAGAACCCCCCCCCCCAAUAAUUAUUCCCCUUGGUUUUCAAGAUACAAAUGUCUUCGAUGAAUUUUUUUAUUUCACUUGAUUAAAAAAAUUGAGUGUUAUAGUAAUCGACUCUUUGGAUUACACAAUUAUCGUGAUUGUUGCAUUUUUCCAGAGUAUUCUAUGGUACAGACUAUCCGAGUCGUCGUGACGAAGCCGCAGAAUAUAUUAAUUGUAGGUAUUGCACUGCAUUAUUUGUAAUUAUCCUCAAUGAUCAUGAAACAGUCUAAAAUCGGUAUUCGCUGGACGACCGAUUCCGCAAUUAUAUUGCCUCAUUUCAAUUUGAUUUCUUUUGAAGAUAACAAAUGGUGGAUGAUUGAUCGAUGGAGCUCAAUAGAGGGAUGAUAAAUGAAAUGUUUUAAUUUCCAAUAUCUCAAGGACUAUUGAAUCAUUUCAUCUAUAAUGAGUGAUGUCGAGACAAAUUGUCAAAAGAUGCAGAAGGCCACUCAUUGUCAUGAUAAUUGAAGGAACUGUCAUAUUUUACUCAUGACGUUUUAUCACUCAACUGCAGAAGGCCAUUUGUAAGUGAAUAACAGAUACACAUCGACAGGUCUCUGACCUCCCCUUGAUGAAUAAUUAAAGAGGAACUGUGUAAAACCGUUGGUUUAUUUUCUGCCAAAAUACAAUCACUAGGUAGCUUGUAAAUAAAGCACGUUGAUUGUGAUGAAUGAAUUUGAAAAAAAAAGUAACUAAAUUAACAUUGAAAAAAAUUUCAAAUUGUCGACCGAAAGGGGGAGAGAUUCUGUAGACAUCUGGCAUCGUCACGCACCUAAUGUUAAAACUCUGUAAUAAUUAUUGAUUCUCAUUAUAUUUUUGUACAUAAUUGAGAAGAAAAAUACACCGAAUGAAUAAAAAGAAAAUUUAAAAGACUCA